This is a messenger RNA of Prunus persica (peach), 1820 nucleotides long. Its product is annotated as serine decarboxylase. The coding region runs from base 183 to 1625 and encodes 480 amino acids. The transcript has 5 exons. Lineage: Eukaryota; Viridiplantae; Streptophyta; Magnoliopsida; Rosales; Rosaceae. The record is from RefSeq and is a predicted model, not a curated record. Gene Ontology annotation, molecular function: pyridoxal phosphate binding; carboxy-lyase activity. Gene Ontology annotation, biological process: carboxylic acid metabolic process.
AUUUUUUUGUUUUGGUCAAAAGAAAAUGAGAGUAUAAAUAAAACCAAGGCUCCACCCUCUUCUUUCUCCUCACAAGACAACUCUCUCUUUUCUCGUUCUGCUGCUUCAACUCUCCCUACUUUCGAUUACAUUUUAAUUUCUGUUUUUUUUUUGGGGUUUCAACUUUCAACUUUACAAGUUUCAUGGAUCGCAAGAAUGAGGCCGUGGCGAUGGACUUGCUAUUGGAGGAUUUCGAUCCGACGGCUGUGGUUGCAGAGCCUCUGCCUACGGUCGUAACCAGCGACGUUAACUGCGAUCUUAUCGGAAAGUUGGCCGAAGAUCUCAAAGGCAGCCUAGAGAAACCGAUGGUGCUUGGCAGGAACGUGCAUACCACGUGCCUGGCCGUGACGGAGCCCGAAGCCAACGACGAGUUCACCGGCGAUAAAGACGCCUACAUGGCUAGCGUUCUUGCUCGCUACCGCAAGACCCUCGUCGAAAGGACCAAGCACCAUUUGGGUUAUCCUUACAAUUUGGACUUCGAUUAUGGUGCUUUAACGCAGUUGCAGCAUUUCUCCAUCAACAAUUUGGGGGAUCCGUUUAUCGAAAGCAACUAUGGAGUCCAUUCGAGACAGUUCGAAGUGGGUGUUCUAGAUUGGUUCGCUCGGUUGUGGGAGAUUGAGAAGAGCGACUAUUGGGGAUACAUUACCAAUUGUGGUACAGAAGGAAAUCUUCAUGGAGUUUUAGUUGGGAGAGAAGUAUUUCCAGAUGGGAUUCUGUAUGCUUCUCGAGAGUCGCACUAUUCGAUAUUUAAAGCAGCGAGAAUGUAUAGAAUGGAAUGCGUAAAGGUUGAUUGUCUGAUCUCUGGUGAGAUUGAUUGUAAGGAUUUCAGAGCUAAGCUUGUUCUUAACAAGGAUAAACCAGCCAUCAUCAAUGUUAAUAUAGGAACAACUGUCAAAGGAGCUGUUGAUGACCUGGAUCUUGUCAUACAAACCCUUGAAGAAUGUGGAUUCAAGCAAGACCGGUUCUACAUUCACUGCGACGGAGCAUUAUUUGGACUCAUGAUGCCUUUUGUCAAACGUGCACCAAAAGUUACUUUCAAGAAGCCCAUUGGAAGCGUCAGUGUUUCUGGUCACAAGUUUGUAGGGUGUCCAAUGCCUUGUGGUGUUCAGAUAACAAGGCUGGAGCACAUUAAUGCCCUUUCAAGGAAUGUAGAGUACCUUGCGUCAAGGGAUGCCACAAUCAUGGGAAGCCGGAAUGGCCAUGCUCCUAUCUUCCUAUGGUACACCCUCAACAAAAAAGGUUACAAAGGGUUCCAAAAAGAAGUCCAGAAAUGUCUUAGAAAUGCUCACUACUUGAAGGACCGCCUUCGUGAUGCUGGGAUCAGUGCCAUGCUGAAUGAGCUAAGUAGCACAGUUGUGUUUGAGCGGCCGAAGGACGAGGAGUUUGUUCGCAGGUGGCAGUUGGCUUGCCAAGGAAAUAUUGCCCAUGUCGUGGUGAUGCCAAGCGUCAACAUCGAUAAAUUGGAUGAUUUCUUGAAUGAACUAGUUGAAAAACGCUCAACUUGGUACAAUGAUGAGAAAGUUCAGCCUCCCUGUAUUGCAGCUGAUGUAGGAACUGAGAAUUGUGCUUGUGGGCAGCACAAGUGAUUCAUUUUUUCGCACUGAGCUUUUUGUACGGUAGUUUUAUUUAUUCCUGCAGCUUUUUGUAGGUUCUAGUUUUGUUUCAAUGGGUUUUCUCCCCUGGUUCUUGUGAACUCUUGUGAAAAUUCCUGUAUCAGUGGACUGCUUUUAUGGUGGUUCAACUAUUACUUGAUGCAUCAGAUGCAAGUUUUUGUUUUGUCA